Phragmites australis (common reed) is the source of this 1514-nucleotide messenger RNA. Its product is annotated as protein STRICTOSIDINE SYNTHASE-LIKE 5-like. Gene Ontology annotation, molecular function: strictosidine synthase activity. Lineage: Eukaryota; Viridiplantae; Streptophyta; Magnoliopsida; Poales; Poaceae. The coding region runs from base 163 to 930 and encodes 255 amino acids. Gene Ontology annotation, biological process: biosynthetic process. The record is from RefSeq and is a predicted model, not a curated record. The transcript is spliced from 4 exons.
ACAAGUGCUGGUAGAGUAGCGUUCCGUGUCAAGCAGUACAUACACAACUGCUCGAGUGCUCGGAUUGUCUCGUCGUGUGGCCUGCGGCGCCGCUGGGUCCAUCCAUGGCGGCGAGGCUCGGUUUCUCGAAGGCCGUGCUGCUGGUGUUGCUCGCUGGCCCCGAUGCCGCCGGAGUACACGUACGGGCCCAUCGUGUCCGCGCCGCAGCACGAGGCGCUCGCGCUGCAGGCCAGCGAGCGGGUGGGCGAGGGGCGGCUCCCUGGCCCGGAGGACCUUGCGUACGACCGUGCCGGAGGGUGGCUGUACACGGGGUGCGCCGACGGGUGGGUGCGAAGGGUGAGCGUUCCCGGUGGGGACGUCGAGGACUGGGUCCGCACCGGCGGCCACCCGCUCGGCGUCGCGCUCGCCGCCGAUGGUGGCCUCGUCGUGGCCGACGCGGACAUCGGUUUGCUGAAGGUGAGCCCUGACAGGACGGUGGAGCUUCUGACGAACGCGGCGGAGGGCCUCAAGCUUGCGCUGACCGACGGCGUCGACGUUGCCGCCGACGGCACCAUCUACUUCACGGACGCGUCGUACAAGUACAACCUCCACAACCACAUGACGGACAUCCUGGAGGCGCGGCCCCACGGGCGGCUCAUGCGCUUCGACCCGGCCACGGGGCGGACGGCCGUGCUCGCACGCGACCUCUACUUGGCCAACGGCGUCGCGAUCUCGCCGGACCAGAGCUCGCUCAUCUACUGCGAGACACCGAUGAGGAGAUGCUCAAGGCACCACAUCAGGGGCGACAAGAGCUGCUCGGUCGAGAAGUUCAUCGACAACCUGCCGGGAUUCCCCGACAACAUCCGGUACGACGGGAAUGGAUUGCAUUGUCCGCGGGGAGAACUUUUCAGUGGGACAUACUGCUCAAGUACCCGUUCGUCCGGAAGCUGAAGAACUCGGGGGCGAUGAGCGUGACGCUGGACGGGGAGCCGGCGUCCAUGUACACCGACGCGGGGCUCGCCCUCGCCACCGGCUGGCUCAAGGCCGGCAACUAUCUGUACUACGGCUCACUGACGGAGACGUACAUCAGCAAGAUCGACCUCACCAAAUCUUCAGCCGAAUCCCAGCAGUGAUCCUCUGAUCCGACUUUGUGAAUUGUUAUUAGGCCUUCUUUACUCCUGGCCGGCGCACGUGGUCUGGGCUUAUCACGCUAAGGAGCGUAAGACGGUUAGAGGUUUUUUUUUUCCUUUCGAUUGGCAGGUUACACUUAAAACGAUGCUAGCAACUUACAUAUAAAAUUGCUAAUGAUUCUCUGUAUAAGUUGCUACAAUACUUUUUAACUGAAGUUGCUGCCUCACUAGAACUUAUUACAUGGUCUCUACAUAAUUUACUAGCAUGUACUCAUUGAAGUUUCUACCAGACACUCACUAUAAUUGCAAUAUAGUCUCCAUGUAAGUUGAUAUAAAUCAUUAUUGAAGUUGCUACCAAAAUAUUUAAUGUAUUGCAGGCACAUUCCCAUUUUAAUUGUCAUUUUU